Molecule: messenger RNA, 10759 nt
Organism: Gallus gallus (chicken)
Lineage: Eukaryota; Metazoa; Chordata; Aves; Galliformes; Phasianidae
Gene: NEDD4L
Product: NEDD4 like E3 ubiquitin protein ligase
Exons: 32
Coding region: 6465-9422 (985 amino acids)
Biological process (GO): regulation of dendrite morphogenesis; ubiquitin-dependent protein catabolic process
Molecular function (GO): sodium channel inhibitor activity; protein binding; ubiquitin protein ligase activity
Source: RefSeq, a predicted model, not a curated record
UUUCCCAGUAAUGAAACGAUGCGGAAGAUAAACAGGCAGCGAGGAGUUGGUGCUGGGGGAUGCGCCUGGGAGGAGAGCGAAGGCUUCGCUCCUCUGCUCCGUUUGCAGCUCUCCUCUGUCUGCUUACCCAGCCCUGCUGGGGAGAGAUGAGGCAGCAUCGGCCCUGUGCCCCGCCUGCUGCUGCGGGUGGGAAUCCCUCACUUUAACUCAUUGGGGUUUGAAUAAAGACAUUUCGCCUUUUCCUCGUUAGGAAAUCAGAGCAGGAGCAUUUCUUCUCGUUCUCAGCGCUGCAUUUACUCCCUACUUCAGUCCCAUCUCCGUGAAAAAUCCAGUGUUUCCUUUUGCUAAAUCGGAGGCAUUUCACUCAAUACUGCGUUUUUGUCUAUUUGAAUAAACUUAAGAGAUUACUUGGAAAAAAAUAGUAUUGGUUGAACUUAAGAGUUGUCUUCACACCCCCUCACGCCCCGCUUAGGAGAUGGUUUGGCCAUCACACAGCAGCAGCUGAAGUCUUGCAGUCAUCAGAUCUCAGUUCUGUGGUUGCAAAUCAAACCGCAGCAGCCAAACCGGCACAGCUGAGUGAAGCCCAAUUCCCCACUGCGAGCAGACUGCCUCGCUGCCUUGGUUGUGAGUCCAGAGGUACGGAGUUCCUGUCUCUGACAGGUUCUUGAGCUCUCAGUGCAUGGAAGCUAGGGGAUGGCAGCAUUUUAGUGUUGCCUUUGUCUUCCUGUUAGUGUUUCCUUUUAGUAUAGAAAGCCCUUUGCUGGCUCAGGUCGGCCUUUGGUUGGUAUAUACUUUAAUGUGCUUUUUAUGAACGAAGGGGUAUCUUUUUCAUUAUUCCAGUUCUUACACUUGCAUACGUCCUUCGCUGCAUCUUACAGAUGUUUCGAGUUGAAAUCAGCUCUACCUCCUGAUUGCGAAAGCUGCAGUGGUUGUGUGCUGUUCUGGGUGAGCUCUCGGGCUCAGGCAGCGUUGCAGUGGGGCUUUGGAAGGAGGCAGUCAGGUGGGUUCCAGGUGCUGCCGUGCGUUGGAUGCCUGUGAAGCACACUGAGAUGUGUCCGUGCGGCGAUGUGCUGCCGUUGCCCAGCUGUUGUACUUCCAGCAGUGCGUUGUAUUUCUGGCAGAGGUUUGGAUGUGUGGCCUGGUAGGGUCAAGAAGGUUGUCAUCUCGGAGUUAGUCUGACGUCGUGUCAGGUGCAUCGCUAAAUGUCACUGCUCAGUUCAGCAUUCUUUUUGAUGCUUCCCAGGCCUCACACAGCUGUCAAACAGGGAAGUCUGAAGCUGUUGGAAAUGGCAGUUUCCUGCUGGGGAAAAGCCUCAGUGGAGGCGAGGUGACCAUCCGUGGUGGAGGCAGGAAAUGGGUGGGAAUGAGGCUGAACUGCCUGCUCCUGUAAGAGGUUCUGAUCCGCUUCUUUCUCCCCUUAAUCAGCAAAUUGGCCUGGGGAAAGAGGGAGAGUUCCUUCUGUUGUUAGAGGAGCAUGAGGUGUGCCUGAAGGGAAGAAGCAGGAUGGCUGUGACCAGGAGGAAAAGGGAUGGAAAAGUGGUGGCUGUGUGAGGAGCUGAUUCUUGUGCUGUGCUCGUCCAGGGCACCAGCUCGAACUUGGCCAUGUCCAGGAUGCAUCUGUGUUGGAGAAGGCAAACCCACCUCCUGUUUGACUGCUGCCUGCUGGGGACUUGCAAUCUGUUGCUGCAUGGAAUUCAAACAAGACCUUGAAAUUGAUUGCUCUCCUUACAUCAGGAUCGGUUCAGUAGCUCCUGGAUGCAUGCAGUUUAUUAAAAAGAUACCAGCCUAGUGGAUUUCCACUGCUGGAAGGGAGUUCCUGCUUUCUUCUUCUCAUCUCGGGCCCUUUGUGAAUCAAUAUGCAUUACUGUUUGCAGACAGCUGCCCACCUCCAGGCUGGGAGGGAGAGUUGUAGCUGCUGGAGGUGUGUAGUCAGGGGGGUGGUGGUAAAUGGACAAGCUCCUGUUGUGGUGUUCAUGUUGAUGGCAGUGGUUGGUGGGAGGCACAGCCUGUGGACAAACCUGCAUCUCUGCUUUCUGCUGACGGUGGCUCAGCCUUCAAACAAAGCAGCAGAGUUGCCACCUUUGAAGCAGCGAGCAGCAGCUUACAAUACUUACAGUACACUGCAUUUCUGAGUAGGAACUGUACCGGUUUUAAUGACUGCAAAUGCAUUUAAACCCGAGCAUCAGCAGUAGGGGUUGUGGAGGUAGAAGGCUUUGUUUCUCAUCGUUGCCAUCCAUUGUUUUUGUUCCGGUUCUGCCUGGUCAAGGCCCACCAUUUGGUGGUUUAUUCCUCAUUUCCAGAGACCUUAGGGCAAAGUUAUGUUCUCAAAGUAGGGUGGGAAAUAGCAGGCACCACGUGCAAGGUCCCGUGCUAGGUGUGGGUGAGAAAGGGCUGCUCCAGGGCUCUGGCCUGAGGAGGCAUGUUGUUUCUGGUGCAGGUGGCAGGGAGCCGUGCCCAUUUCAUUCCCCCCUGCAGGGCAGGUUGGUCUGAACAGCAAGGUGACACAUCUGUGUCCUGGUGAUAUCCCUAGUGGUGAUUCACCUGCAAUCACUGAGAUGAGAGCAGGCUGAUUAGGUAGUCUGAUGUGUCUCAUUUCCUCAGCUCUCCACCAGUGACACCUCCCGACCUCUCAACCUUAUGGUCUCCUCCAUCAACACGUUGUCAGUUCCCUGGCUGGGUCUGGUGUGGCCUUUUGCUUGCAGUUCUGAAGCUAAUCCUUCUAACAGUCAAGGUUGCUAAGAGUCUUAGUAUGAGCCAAGCCCAGUCGUUAUCAGGGCAUUAGCAGGCUGAGAAUGCCUCCAUGCUUCUCUCCUUCCUCCUGGCGCUGACUGGGACCUGUGGUUUGACUAAAAGCCUUCCUGUGCGGUGUCACUGUAGCAUCACUGGAGCCCUGAUGAGUAAGAGUUGCACAUGCACUUUGUGCACCGUUUUUUUCCGACUUGUCGAAGGAAUGCUCGGUGUUCCACCUGCCACGUAUGUCUUUGUGCCUCUGCUCCUCGGUGUGCAGCACAGCUCAGCGCUGGGGCAUGGCUGGAGCCUCCCACGGCCCGGAUGGAUGGAGAACAGCAGCUCCGAGGUCAGCACUGACUGUGCUUUGAGCAGCAGAGACCUGCAGUCCCAAUUGCGUGCAGUCACGGAAGUGUCCCGAGCUGCUGAGGUGGUGCAGCAGCUUCUCAGAGCGUGGUUGUUGUCCUUCCUAGAAUCUGUGUUCCAGAAGGCCCUGUGUGCCUCACUGCCUUUAUCCCGCAGGGUGGGAGAUAGCUUUGUGUUGAGCAACCCACUGAUGAUGGAUUUGCGUGUUCCUCUCCAUCAGUAACAGCUCAAAGUACAAAUGUAAUACAGCAUCUCCUUGAUCCAGUGACCAUCUGCUCAAUAGAUCUGCAGGGGCUUUGGCUGGACCUGUUCAGUUUCUUGUCCGUAUGGCUCAUAUGGGCCCACGGUGCUCCUGGGGCACACAGAUUGCCUUGGGAGCUGGGCUGGAGGAAGAGGCCCAGCUGGGCACCAGUAGGGCUGGGAUAAAGGUCUGCAAUCAGCAUAGGGGUGAGCAGUGCUGGGACCUGGCCUGGGGCUGGGGAGCCUCGUAUGCAGGGGCAGCCUGGGUGGUGCAGGUGGGUGUGAAGUGCUGCUGUGAAAGCCUGGGUUUGUCUUACUGGUUUCUGUUGGGGCUUAAAAGACAAAGAGCUGUGAAUAGGCCUUAACUAAGCAGGUGUUAAUUAACAGGGAGGCCAUUUGUCACCCAGUGGGUGUCUUCUCUUAAGGCAGGAUUCUAGGAGAGCUCUCUUGGAAGCUGUCAGAGCCAUGGGUUCUUCAGAACUGUCCACAAAAUCCAUCACAUUAAGGAAGUAGAAGUGGCUUAACAUUAAGUUCUGUGGAACACCUCUGUUCUCUUUUGUCCACAUGUGGCAGAAAUGUACCUUUUCCCCUUAGAAUGUAUGCAGAACUUGGGUUGGGACUGGUGCAUCUUCUUAAGGAUCUCAGUCGCGGUUUCACAUCAGUGUAUUUUGCUUGAUUUAAAUGACAGUAAUUAAAAAGGAAAUGCCUCUACACCUGCGUUGGUGGGCCCAGCAGAAACCUGCCCUGUUGUCUUGUUCUGCUGACAGCACAAACGUACUGCUGUUCUGCUGUGUUCCUGCCAUGUGCUGUGUCGUCGUUUUGGGCCUGGCCAGCUGAGCUGUGAGCGCCGUAGCCACACUCGUGCUGCAUUUCCUGCAGUUGGAGGCAGUUGGAUGCAACUCAGCACACGUAACUGGUAUGAGUGCAUUUCCACCUCCCAGCUAUGGUAAGCAGCUCACGGACCAGGUGCUGCUUGCUCCAGCUCGUCCAUGCCCUGUGAGUGACACAGGCUUUGUUUGGAAUUGCCAAGGCUUGCACAAGAGGCCGAGCCAUUAUGCGGUGCAGAAAACCCAUGAAGGAGAGUUGUGAGGGCUGUAAUCUUCAAUGGGUGCUGCUAAACACGGCAGUCACCUCACCUUUGAUUCUUGGUAGCUUUGGAUGCGUGCUUCACACCUCACGACUGCAGCAUUUGGGAAAUGAAGCGAAGGUCCCCAUCCCUGCGCAGCACCGUGAGCUGAAAUGCAUCUGCUGAUGGGAUGCGAUAGCGCAGGAAUGUGUGACAAAGGCCCCGUGUGUCAUUGUUGGCGUUGCUGUGGAAACUUGCAUUCGAGCACCAGCUGGUUUGGGUGCAGCGCUCGGCAUCGUGAUGGAAUCCCACUGCUGCCCCGACGGUAUCGGGGAGCCGAGGCACUGCUGCAGCCGGUGGGAUCCCAGCAGUGGGUGGGGGGCUGUUGCCCUGCUGACUGUCGCGGUCUGACCUGAGGCUGCUCACACUCUGGUCAGGCAAUCCCCUGCGUGCGUCCCAGGCUGGUGUUGCUUUCCAGGUGCCCUCUGCCAGCUGUACUCCCCGUGCUGCUGGGGGUUGGGAGGAGGACUGGAAUGGCCAUAGAGACGUGUGCUGAGCACUGGGCCCUGUCCCUGGGUGGAGUGUGCCUGAGGGCUGCACUGGGGGAGCUUCAGUGCUCCCCAGCACUCGGGGACAGCAGCGUGGUCGCUGGUGGAGGUGAGGGCAGCGAGCAGUCACUGAGAGCUACUCUCGUGUUUUCUUCCAUGAUGUCUAUGGAAAUCCAGGGCCCUUACGUGGGAAAAGCCAUCUACAGUUCUUAUCUGCUCUUCCCGAAUUUUCCUCCUCUGACUUUCACAUAAGCCAUGUGCUUGCCUAGCAACACCCCCCCCCCCUUUUUCUUUUUUUUUUCCCCAUGUAGAAGUGCUGUCUGUAUUUUUUCCUGCUGGAUGUCCUGAUCUUGUCUCUGCCUUCUGGCAGCUGCUGCCCCUCCUUUCCUCCGGGCAUGCAACCUGCAGAAGCGGCUGACCUUGUGCUGCGGUGAACUGCUGUGGUGCUGCGGAGUGACGUGGAGCGUGGAGCGGUGGAAGCAAACAACAGCAGUGCUUUACACCUGGUGAUUAAUGAGCUCUCGGCUUAACGAGGCCCUUCUGCUCCCUCUCCCCAAGCCUGUGGCUACCACACGUGUCAGAAGCCCUGUGCCCCCCUCUCACCCUUGCAGUCUGGGCAGUCAGUGCCAUGGAGGUCAGGGUGGCUGCAGGGGGGGCACACGGCAUGGGGAGAGGUCUCCCCGUAGGCAGGAGGAGAAGGCGGAGGGGGGCCUCCUGCCCCAUGGCAGCCAUCCAUGUAGGCAGCACAGCGGUCCCCUCUGGGAGGAGAAACCAUCACCAGCAAACCAGGAGGGCUCCACCUGAGGUGGAGUUUCCACAUCCCUGGGUGGGUGAGGGCCGGAGGGGCUGCAGAGCCCUCUGGCAGUCUGUAGAGCUGGGCUGGGGGCUCAGAGUGAGCUGCUCUGAUGCAGUCUGGUUCAGAGCUCUGGUCCACCUGGUUGUGUUGAGGUGUUCCUGCUACGGCUUUGUGAUUCCCGUGACUCUGUAGGAGGCAAGUGCUUGUCAGGCUUCUGCUGGAUCGUGGGUAUCAGGGACUUUAUUGCUUGGUACUAUUGCAUUGAGAAACAAUGAAGGUAAGCAUUUGCCAAGGUUCUUAAUGGAGAAAGAGUAAUUAAAAAAAAAAAAAUCUGAUUCUUCUUAUUGAGGGCAGCAAAGCUUUCUGUGAAGCAAAAGAAUUAACGGCAAUUACAUAUUUAAGACAAACAAGGAACUUGUAGUUACUAAAUGCCAGGUUACAAGGAAACACUUGAUGCUUAUCUGGCCUUUACUGUUAAGGUUUGGUGCCUGAAAAUGAGUUCUUAACCUUUGGGUUUGGUCCCUGACCUCUGGUUGUGUUCUGUACUCUUUAUAUUUUAGACAAAGGCAGCAGUCAGUGCUCUUUUUGGAAGAGCUGUGAGGCUCUCACCACGGCUGGACCGGCCGUUAAUGUCACCUCAGCCUCCGUUCCUAUGUAGCCUAAAGGCUGCUUUAUCGGCAGUAGAGAUUACUCUGCUAGAAAGGUUGAGACUUCCAUUUAAAUGGAAGGACAUUGCGUAUCGGAGGAGUCUCGUAUCCUCAGGGUGAAGGUGGUGUCUGGCAUUGAUCUGGCAAAAAAAGACAUCUUCGGAGCCAGUGACCCCUACGUGAAGCUUUCCUUGUAUGUAGCAGAUGAGAACAGAGAACUUGCCUUGGUGCAGACAAAAACUAUUAAAAAGACACUAAAUCCAAAAUGGAAUGAAGAAUUUUAUUUCAGAGUAAACCCAACCAACCAUCGCCUCCUGUUUGAAGUGUUUGAUGAGAACAGAUUGACUAGAGACGACUUCCUGGGCCAGGUGGAUGUGCCUCUUAGCCACCUUCCGACUGAAGACCCAAGCAUGGAAAGGCCUUAUACAUUUAAGGAUUUCCUUCUCAGACCAAGAAGUCACAAGUCUCGUGUGAAGGGUUUCUUGAGGCUGAAGAUGGCUUACAUGCCUAAAAACGGUGGCCAAGAGGAGGAAAACAGCGAUCAAAGGGAUGAGUCUGAGCAUGGAUGGGAUGUGGUUGAUUCCAGUGACUCUGCAUCUCAGCGUCAGGAGGAGUUACCACCUCCUCCACUGCCUCCUGGAUGGGAGGAGAAGGUUGACAACCUGGGGCGGACUUACUAUGUCAACCACAACAACAGAACUACGCAAUGGCACCGACCAAGUUUAAUUGAUGUGGGAUCUGAUUCAGAUAACAACAUCAGACAAAUAAACCAUGAAGCAGCCCAUAGGCGGUUCCGCUCUCGAAGACACAUUAGUGAGGAUUUGGAACCGGAACCUUUGGAGACUGGAGACAUUCCUGAGCCUUGGGAAGCCAUUUCAGAGGAGGCGAGUGCAACUGGGGAUACUUUAAGCUUAUCGUUGCCACCACCUCCUGCAUCUCCUGUUUCCCGUAGCAGUCCUCAGGAGCUAUCUGAGGAACUGAGCAGAAGACUUCAGAUCACUCCUGACUCCAAUGGGGAACAGCUGAGUUCUUUGAUCCAAAGAGAUCCUUCCUCAAGGCUGAGAUCUUGCAGCGUAACAGAUACGGUCGCUGAACAGUCUCAAUUAUCUUUGCAGAGUGAACCAUCUAGGAGAACUCGUUCUUCAACUGUCACAGGUGGUGAGGAGCCAACGCCUUCAGUGGCCUAUGUCCACACCACUCCAGGCUUACCUUCAGGCUGGGAGGAAAGAAAGGAUGCAAAGGGCCGUACUUACUAUGUCAAUCACAACAAUCGAACCACAACCUGGACACGGCCCAUCAUGCAGCUUGCAGAAGAUGGCAUGGUUGGAUCGGCAGCAAACAACAACAACCAUCUGAGCGAGCCCCAGAUCAGACGGCCCCGCAGCCUCAGUUCGCCCACAGUCACCUUAUCUGCUCCACUCGAGGGCAUGAAGGACUCCCCGGUGCGCAGAGCCGUGAAGGACACCCUUUCCAACCCGCAGUCUCCGCAGCCAUCUCCCUACAACUCUCCCAAACCACAGCACAAAGUUGCGCAGAGCUUCCUCCCCCCUGGCUGGGAGAUGCGGAUAGCACCCAACGGCCGGCCCUUCUUCAUCGAUCACAACACUAAGACUACUACCUGGGAAGAUCCGCGACUGAAAUUUCCAGUGCAUUUGAGAACAAAAGCUUCUCUGAACCCCAACGAUUUGGGCCCUCUUCCUCCUGGCUGGGAGGAAAGGAUACACUUGGACGGAAGAACGUUCUAUAUAGAUCAUAGAAGCCAGGUGUUGAUAUGUGGAGACAUUGAUACCAGAGACUUAGUGCCCUCCUACGAUAAUAAAAUUACCCAGUGGGAAGACCCCAGACUGCAGAACCCAGCAAUUACUGGUCCUGCGGUUCCGUAUUCUAGGGAGUUCAAACAGAAGUAUGACUAUUUCAGGAAGAAGUUGAAGAAACCCGCUGAUAUACCAAACAGGUUUGAGAUGAAGCUGCACAGAAAUAAUAUUUUUGAGGAGUCCUACAGAAGAAUCAUGUCUGUGAAAAGACCCGAUGUACUGAAGGCCAGGCUCUGGAUUGAAUUUGAGUCAGAAAAAGGACUUGACUAUGGAGGUGUGGCCAGAGAGUGGUUUUUUCUCUUGUCCAAGGAGAUGUUCAACCCAUAUUAUGGUCUCUUUGAAUAUUCAGCAACGGACAACUACACGCUUCAGAUUAACCCUAAUUCAGGUCUUUGUAAUGAAGAUCACCUUUCAUAUUUCACAUUUAUUGGACGAGUGGCUGGCCUGGCAGUGUAUCAUGGGAAGCUGCUGGAUGGCUUCUUCAUCAGACCUUUUUACAAGAUGAUGCUGGGGAAGCCAAUAACAUUGAAAGACAUGGAAUCAGUGGACAGUGAAUACUACAACUCUUUGAAGUGGAUCCUGGAGAAUGACCCUACAGAGCUGGAUCUGAUGUUUUGCAUAGAUGAGGAAAACUUUGGACAGACGUAUCAAGUCGACCUGAAGCCAAAUGGGUCAGAAAUCAUGGUAACAAAUGAGAACAAAAGGGAAUACAUUGACCUGGUCAUCCAGUGGAGGUUUGUAAACAGAGUUCAAAAACAAAUGAAUGCUUUCCUGGAGGGAUUCACAGAACUUCUUCCUAUCGAUCUGAUUAAGAUUUUUGAUGAAAAUGAACUGGAGUUACUGAUGUGUGGCCUUGGUGAUGUCGAUGUUAAUGACUGGAGACAGCACACGAUCUACAAAAAUGGCUACUGCCCAAAUCAUCCCGUCAUCCAGUGGUUCUGGAAGGCUGUUCUACUGAUGGAUGCAGAAAAACGCAUUCGGUUACUGCAGUUUGUUACGGGGACAUCACGAGUGCCUAUGAACGGAUUUGCUGAACUUUAUGGUUCAAAUGGUCCUCAGCUGUUUACAAUAGAGCAAUGGGGAACUCCUGAUAAACUGCCCAGAGCUCACACAUGCUUUAAUCGCUUAGACUUACCUCUGUACGAAUCCUUCGACGACCUGCGAGAGAAGCUCCUUAUGGCAGUUGAAAAUGCACAAGGAUUUGAAGGAGUGGAUUAGGGCACUCCUUCCCACCUUCGGGCGCGUUCUGCUGCGCUUCCACUUCUCCACGAUGGACUCUGACUGUGGCAGAACCGUCGCACAGCGCUGGUUCCUGGAGCAAACUCUUCGACCAUGCGGUGGCCUAAAUGCAGAAUCUUGAACUCUGGUCUGUGGAUGGCUUUUUUGUCAUUUCCACAGCCAGUUACUAUGGGGUUAUAUGUACUCUGAUUACAUUUCAGCAGGACUUACUGUAUUUAUGUUGUGCCUCUGUAGGCUGAGCCCUUAAUAAAAAUUUUACAUAAUUUCUAAUGACAAUGAAUGGAAUUAAUCAUUUUACAGGGAUAGUGUUACAACUCAUGUUUACUUUUUAAUUGAUUUAGACGUUUUCAGAUUAUAUUUCAUUACAAUUAAAUGUCAUGUAUUUGGGGAAAAAAAAAAUGAGCUUUCUUUCUUAAUUUCGUACCAGACUUGAUGCCAGUGUCAUUUCUUUCAAGCUCAUUUUGAGCCUUGUGUUCCCAGACCAUUAGGAGAAUAGGAGACAGCUAUGUUGGAAUUCUUCUCUAUAUUGGCUAUAUCAAGAGCACAUAAAUAUUUUUCUGUAUCCAGAAGAAGUAUGGAUUCUAUGUUGCGUUUUUGUAUAAAUAAUAGUUAUGAGUCGAGGGACAGUCAUAACAUAGCAUGCCAAAUCUCAUGUUCAAUAAAGAAAUUGCCUCAUUAUUCCUUGGUGAUAUUUACAUGUACUGCAGAACAUUUUGGGGUAGGGUUGGCAUUAAUCAUUUAGGCAACUAUGCUUAACCCUGUCAUUAUCUUUGUAUGGUGGUUCUUUUAUUAUCCUUUCUUCUUUACUGUGUGCGGUGGAGGCAUUCUGAAGGAAACCUGGCACUGUGUGAUUUGGCGCUAUGGAAAACAGAUCUGUUUUGUCUCCUAUUUGUAUGCAUUUGCUAAUGAUAUCUAAACAUGAUAUUUUUUGUUUCUAACUGCACCAACUUUAAAGGCACUUUAUGUAACACAUUGAAGUCAUAUCUGUGUUUUUUUUAUCAUAAGCAUUAAUGUGAUUAUGUUCCUUCUCACUGCACAUGUCUUUCUGGUGCAAUAUCUAUCAAUUGUGAGUUUGGCUGCUGCUGAUGUAUAAAAGAGAAAAAAAAAACCAACCAGCUGUAGAGCUGAGCCUGCAGACAUGUUCCUCAGCAAUUGUUUUUGUGAUUUAUUUUUUACCUAAUCACAAAGAUUUAUUUAAUAUACACUGCUAUCUAUCUAAUCAGUUUUGUUACCUAUGACAUGUUGCAUGCCUAAACUAUAAUGUCUUGAGUUGCAUCUCUUGUGUGAUGGAUUAAAAGUGAAAGAUUUGUAUUUGA